AUGGGCGGUACAAGGCUAUCAUCGUAUCUGCCGGUGCUCCUUUGCUGCCUCCUUGUGGCUGUUACAAUAGGUUUGCCCGGCAAUGCCGCUAGAGAAGUCGGGCAAUCAACAGGCGGAGCUCGUGUCAGCUUGCAGCUUGCGAAGAAGAAGCCUGUAAAACCUGGGAAGGGCGAAGUCGAAGCUGAGAUUCAGCCAGAUGACUCCGCAUCUGUCAGAAAAGGAACCGUCAAAAAGAAGCAAACCGUGCACAUAAAGAGGAGCGACCAUGAAGCUUUAUACAAGAAUAUAAAAGCCAAGGUUGACAGCUUCAAUGCUUCGCAUGGAUUAGCGAACAGCUUUGAGCCCAUAACGCUGCGUGACCGUCUCCACUGGUUGGCAUGCUUCGCCGAGCAGUUGGCCGCGGCCAGGCGGUUCCUUACGUCUCUGGAGAAUCUGAUGGAAUACAAUAAAGGAAAAACUCCUGCAACGCUGUUGAAGCUGUUCAAAGACUACUCGGCCACCGUAUACAACCUGAGCAGAACCCUGCUUAUAAGAACGCCGAGUGUCAAGGAUUGCCCCGUGAAAAUAACGGAGAACAACCUGAUCCCCACGUUUAGGCGCGUACAGGACAUGCGGCACGAGUUGCUGGCAGACGCGGCGGACAUGAGGGAGAUGGCUGGCUGGUUGGCGAUAAACUUCAAGGACGUAGACAUCGUGGUUCCGGGCAGCGAGUUUUUCAGAAAUUGGCUGACAACGGCGGGAUACAGGGAAGAACUUUUUAAAUCUAAUAUUAACUUCGCGUUGGUUGCAAAGGCGUUUGAGGAGCUAGCUGGACGUGAAGGUGAAGAGGACUCAGGGUACAUUUCCCAGAUCUUCUCAUACAUCGAGCCUAUAGUGGAAACACCCGCCCCCCCUGUUGAGAAGCAGAGGUCGAAGAAACCUAGCUAG
This is a messenger RNA of Babesia bigemina, 927 nucleotides long. RefSeq lists its product as hypothetical. Lineage: Eukaryota; Apicomplexa; Aconoidasida; Piroplasmida; Babesiidae. Bases 1 to 927 code for a protein of 308 amino acids. The transcript has a single exon. The record is from RefSeq and is a predicted model, not a curated record.